AGGUUGCUGCAGCUUUAAGGGCAGGGUGGCGGGGGUUUAAUGAUCAUCGCUGCUCAGGUCCUGCUGGGUCUACCAAAGGCAUGGGGAUGGUGUAGGAGAGAAAGGGGGCAGCUGGAUCCAGCCAGGGCGCUUUCCCUGGGACAGGACAAGACUUGGCACUGCCUGAAGUACUACAGGCUCAAGUCAUUCUCUACAGUGUAUAUUGUAUGAAAAAAAUCCCCAUUUGGAAAAUCUCAUCUCAGCAUUUAGCAGUGACUGUAAUUGGGAAUGAAAUAUCCAAACUUGUGUUCUACUUCUCAUCAGUUCAGUCGUUGUGUGAUGAUCAGAGAAGAGUAAUGAGAACUGGAUUCUGGAAAGCAUAGGUUUAUGUUCCCUCAUGUCCAAAAAAAAAAAAAACAAAACCACGCCACACAUGUCACAGCACAGUGGAUCUUUUUGGUUGCAUUGUUGUUAUGCUUUCUAGGCAUGUAAUUGCUGCUACAUUUUGAUUACAACUCUGAGGUCUGACCCACUGGAAACAUGGCUACGAGUGCUGUUCCAAGUGAAAACCUGCCCACAUAUAAACUGGUGGUGGUUGGGGAUGGUGGUGUGGGGAAGAGCGCUCUCACCAUUCAGUUCUUCCAGAAGAUUUUUGUGCCAGACUAUGACCCAACCAUUGAAGAUUCCUACCUGAAACACACAGAAAUAGAUGGCCAGUGGGCAAUUCUUGAUGUUCUAGACACCGCAGGACAAGAGGAGUUCAGCGCUAUGCGGGAGCAAUACAUGCGGACGGGGGACGGGUUCCUUAUAGUCUAUUCAGUGACAGACAAAGCCAGCUUUGAACACGUGGACAGGUUCCACCAACUGAUCCUCCGAGUCAAAGACCGAGAGUCUUUUCCAAUGAUAUUGGUGGCCAACAAAGUUGAUCUAAUGCAUUUGCGGAAAAUCACUCGGGAACAAGGAAGAGAAAUGGCAACUAAACAUAAUAUCCCAUACAUAGAAACUAGUGCCAAGGACCCACCUCUGAAUGUUGAUAAAGCCUUCCAUGAUCUUGUUAGAGUAAUCAGGCAACAGAUCCCAGAGAAAAGCCAGAAGAAGAAGAAGAAGACCAAAUGGCGAGGAGACAGAGCGACUGGCUCCCACAAACUGCAGUGUGUGAUUUUGUGACCCGGGGGCUCUUGGCACCCCCGCCUGACCUAAUGUGAAUUAAAAAAGCACUAGCGAGACACACUGUACCACCUAACUGCACCGUAACACUUCUAACAGUGGACCUUACACCGAGGAACUUGCCGGGGGGGGGGGGGUGUUGGACUCGCUGACAUACUUGAGCGGCUGCCAAACUGCUGGAGCUUGGCCUGGUUUGCGUGUGGUGCAGAGUGGAUUGCAAGCAUGGCGAGGAGGAGGGAAUAUCCAGGACCAGGACUCUCGGUCAACAAUCCCUGGCUCCUUGGUGUUUAUUUUAAAAAGUGUGUGUGGGGCGGGGGGGUUUAAAGUGUUGGUUUUAUCUGCAAACAUUUCUUCAUGUGACCCAUUUCUAGCAGCCGUGAAUGACCCUUUGUUUGGUACAGUCGAUGUAUGUGUGGGGGCAGGGGGAAGGGCUUUUUUUUUUUUUUUUGCUCAGCGAGCACUGGGUUGGAAAGAAACCCAGCUGGGGUUAGUUUCUUUUGCACUGAACUCUCUCUUAGACAGAGAUGCCAAAAUGCAGCUUCAUAUGAGAGUGCAUUGAUUUGAAGGAAGAAAAUGAAUUCCAGCUGCUCUCUGCACUCCAGACCUUGUGUCAGACCCUGGAGGGCAGCCAGCUCACAGUCCAUAAACUCCAGUGUAGAAAAGAAGGGGUGGGGGUUACCCUCUAUGAGGAGGUUCUGUUUCUGUUUUGUAUUUUGGGGGCAUGUCUGAUUCAAAGGGUAUUUUGUUAACCUCAAAAUAUUUAAAUUAAAGUAAUUUACAAAUGGAA
Molecule: messenger RNA, 1933 nt
Organism: Dermochelys coriacea (leatherback sea turtle)
Lineage: Eukaryota; Metazoa; Chordata; Testudines; Dermochelyidae
Gene: MRAS
Product: muscle RAS oncogene homolog
Exons: 7
Coding region: 520-1146 (208 amino acids)
Biological process (GO): signal transduction
Cellular component (GO): plasma membrane
Molecular function (GO): GTPase activity; GTP binding; GDP binding
Source: RefSeq, a predicted model, not a curated record